This is a messenger RNA of Silurus meridionalis, 2022 nucleotides long. RefSeq names its product C-C chemokine receptor type 4-like. Gene Ontology annotation, molecular function: chemokine receptor activity. NCBI's taxonomy places the organism in Eukaryota, Metazoa, Chordata, Actinopteri, Siluriformes, Siluridae. The transcript has 4 exons. Gene Ontology annotation, biological process: G protein-coupled receptor signaling pathway; immune response; chemotaxis. Bases 223 to 1296 code for a protein of 357 amino acids. Gene Ontology annotation, cellular component: membrane. The record is from RefSeq and is a predicted model, not a curated record.
CUGAGAGAGUGUUAACACAACCCCACCCGUAGUCCUGCUGCAUUAGAGAACAUCAGCUGGGCAAACUAAUGAACAGCCAAACAUCAAGUCACCAUGUCUCCACAGAGCAUCUUCUGACAUUACGAAGAGCAGAAAUCUCAGACGUCGACGCAUCUUCAUGUUGGUGUUAACGGACAAAAGAUAUUUUUCAGUAUUUCAUGACUGUGCAGACUUUCAUGUUGAAUGGCAAUGAUGUCUAAUAGCAGCAGUGAUCUUUUGGAGGUCACAACCCUCAGCUCAUCAACAGAGGAAGACUUCUAUUUUAUAAUUGAUGGUGGAGUGUGUGAUUAUGGGCAGGUUGCAAGCCACAUUCUCCCGGUGCUCUACUCUGUGUUCAUCGUGGUGGGUUUGCUGGGAAACCUGCUGGUGCUGUGGGUGAUCCUGAAAGGUGCUCAGUUGAAAAGCAUGACUGACGUGUCUCUCCUGAACCUGACCAUCGCUGACCUUCUGCUAAUCUUCACUCUCCCCUUCCUGGCUCAUUCUGCAGGUGAUACCUGGGUUUUCGGUAAUGGCAUGUGCACCCUGGUCCUCGGCGUGUACUACAUCGGUUUUUACUCUGGAAUUUUCUUUAUCGUGCUGAUGAGCAUCGACAGAUACUUGGCGAUCGUCCAUGCCGUGUUCGCCUUGAGGAUCCGUACAAGGGCUUAUGGGAUUUUUGCAAGCAUCUUCGUCUGGAUUCUCGCUGUUAUAGCAUCAUUUCCUGAGCUCCUGUAUCUUGGAGUCGAAAAGAAUGGGACUGUCAUUUGCAGCGCGUAUCCAAAAGACGCAAGUCACAAUAAUGUAAGAAGUGGAGCGUUCUUUAAAAUGAAUGUUUUGGGGCUGCUGAUUCCACUCAUCAUUGUGGGAUUUUGUUACUCGAUGGUACUAAGAAAGCUUCAGACCCUUCGCAACUCCACAAAACUGGCCGUUCGUCUUGUCAUUGUGGUCAUGGUGGUGUUCUUCUGCUGCUGGAUACCGUACAACAUCGCAGCGUUCCUCAAGGCACUGGAACUGAAGCUCAUCCUGACUCCAGAGUGUGAACUCAGCAAAAAGAUCCAGCUGCUGCUGCAGGUCACCGAAGCCGUGGCGUAUUCACACAGCUGCCUCAACCCGUUCCUCUACGUGCUCGUGGGUGAAAAGUUCAGGAGGCAUCUUGCGAGACUCCUCCUCCACACACCAUGCAGCCAUGUACAGUGUAUGAAGGUCUACAUGACCCGAGCUGCAAGCUCGGUGUAUUCACAGUCCACGAGUAUGGAGGAACGCUCCACAGCGCAUUAAAUGGGGUUUUUGCCAUCACAUAUACAACAAUACACAUCACCACAAUUACCAACAAAUCAACACCUGAUGACCAACAGAAGAUCCCCAAAGCCUUGUCUAAGCAUGAAGUCCUCCAGAAGGCUUCCAGUCACGUUCUUCAAGUAACUUUAUGACCCAAUGUUCAGAGUCAGACACUACUGUAAGUACAGAGCUUGAGGAAUCAGAUAUGUACUUGUGAAACUCCGUACCUGUGAGUUUGCACACUUCUCCUGGUGAAACCAUCAUUAUGUCUAAGUCCGUUCUGUUCUGCAGUUCCAUGCGCUUAGCUUUCAGAGCCUUGGUGGUCUUUCGAGCUCUGUGAACACGACUUGUCUUCCUGAAUGCCACAGGAUGGGAAGAUGACUAUCAAUUCUAGAAACCAGAGAGAUUGCGUGCCUGUGAUGCAUGUGGUCGGCCCGAGCGGUUCGCUAGACAGAUAGCAGUUUCCUGUUAUGCUCUGGGACUCUUUCAUAGAUUGUUGAAUGCUUUUUUUCACAUACCACAAACACUUCCCUUAAUAAAUCAUGUCAUCUUUAUUAUCAUUAUUAUUAAUAUUAUAAUUACUACUUCUAUUAUGGAAUUUUUGGCGUAGAGUUGUGAGAUAUUAAAUCCACUUCAGUUCCAUGACUCAUUUAGAGCAGAGGGGGUAAUAACUUAUGGAAGAUGUAGGCAUUGAAUACACUAAUUAAAUCUUCACAACGGCAACAA